AUGGCAGAUCGCCAAAAUGCUCCAACCAGAAGUUGGCGUUUCCGGCCUCAAGAACCUAAUACCGACUUCACGGAAGUGCAACACCUAGCGACCCUUCACUUCCUAGAUGAUCAUUCCUGCAUGGUGCCCAAUACACAGGAUGAUCUUGGCACAAUCAACGGCUUUGUGGAUGUCGAGACAUCCAACUUCAAAGCUCGAUUCGUGCGGGACGCUCAGGUUUUGGCAUCUUUAAAGCCCAUCGGAGACGACUUUGACUUUCUUCCUUUUGACAUUUUGGGAAACCGACCCCGUAAUGGACAAUACCACUGGGGCGAUAUUACCUAUCGAUAUCGCACUCAAGGCGACAAAACUUGGAUUGAUGGGGACUCUUCUCAGCAGCGCAAGCCUAUCAUUGCUCUAUCUCAGAGCAACGAUGUCCUUGCCGCUGCGGAUCUGUCGUCCACGCUUCCUUCUGGACCUCUCAAAGUGACUCGCGAAUGGCUCAACCUCGACGGCGAUCUCGCGCUACGGUUCAACUUGAGUAAAACCGGCAAUUCCACCAUUGAGAUUGGCAGUCUUGGCUUCCCUGCCGAGUUCAACAGCAUUUUUACGCAUCACCAUCCUGCAUACGCCAUGGUCGCCUGUUCUCUUUCUGAGCCGUGCAUCGGCAUGGAUUCUGGCCAAAUUCGCGUCACCCCUAUCAAAGGCAAAGGGCCAGCCUUAGUUGUUACAGCCCUCACCGUCACUAAUUCACCCAUGGAAGCUCGCAAUCUUUUAGAAUGGGGUUACGAAGGAUCCUGGUAUGGCACUCAGACGUUUGAAGCGUUCUACGAAUGGCAAGUCCUCACGAAAGCAUGGGCAGAGAACGAGUGGGCUGUUCAGAAGGCACAACCUUGGAAUCCACCUUCUUCGCGAGAGCUGAGCCCGGGUUCAACUCUUCAAUUCGGCGUAAGGUUCAGUGUCGUUCCUGAAGGUGUGCGGGGAUUUGACAAGACUGUCCGGAAGACUGGUCACCCCACAGUCGUCAGCAUCCCGGGCUACAUUCUUCCUAGGGAUCUGCUAGGAAGGUUGUUCCUUCAGGCUGAUUCUCCCGUUGCCAAUAUCUCUGUCGACCCUCAGGGAUCGCUGUGUGUGGCCCUGACGAAAAAAGCUGCUUAUACCUUGACGCCUGGAGAGGCUGCCUGGGGUAGAGCGCGAGUGACUGUGACGUACCGUGAUGGAGAAGUUCAGACGAUUCAUUACUACAUCACGAAGCCCGCUCCUGAAACUAUCCAGGCCAUGGGGCAUUUUCUCACGACCGAAGCACACUUUACCGAUGAGUCUGAUCCUUUUGGUCGUGCGCCCUCAAUUAUAACCUACGAUUGCCAAAGCAUGUCGAUGGUGACACAAGAUCCCAGAGCCUGGGUACCCGGACUUAGCGACGAGGGUGGAGCUGGAGCUUACAUCGCGGCUAGUGUCAAGCAAGCUAUUUACCCUAACGACGAUGAAGUUCGGAUUAUUGACGAGUUUGUGAACAAUGUAGUCUGGGGGUAUAUCCAACAAGACGACUACGCCGUGCGGAACUCUCUCUUCUUCUACGAGCCAGCCGAGGUCCCAGGAUUCACGUACGAGAGUUUUGACUGGAUCUCGUGGUCGUCCUGGAACAAAGACCGAGUUGGGCGAGCCUACCCGGAGCUGGUCAGCCAAGACUGGACCUGGUAUCUCGAAAAGCCUACCGGACGGCGCUCCGCAUUUCAGACCGUGUGGAGCGUCAUCAUGACUGAUCUACUCCGUGAAGGGUUCAAUGAUGAAGCAGCUACUCUGGAAGUGCUUAUGAAGACUCGCGUCGAGCAUUGGGACUCUGUUGACGCCCCAUUCGGGAGUGAAAUGGCCUGGGACCCCACUGCCCAAGAGGGCGUCUACCAAUGGGCGAGACAUUUCGGUUUUAAAGAUUUAGCAAAACGAGCAGUUGACACCGUACUUGGCUUCACUCCUAAUGCCGGUUGUCCGAGCGCCAGUUUCCAUUCGUUCCCCGACACCUUGCAAUGGGAUGGUUUCACUGCCGACUACGGCCCGGGAUUCCUUGGAAUGGCACUUAGCUCUGGAACAUACGUGGCCGAAGAUGAGCAAGUCGGUCUCGUUGCUUAUGGUGGAAAAAUUUCAAUCGAUGGAUCGAACGUUAUGGUUGAACCUCGCGACCCUGUCAGGAAGACGGUCUUCAUCGGUCCCCUGGCAGUCUUGAUCACGGUUGAUUCCAUCUCUAUGACAUUGUCUCAGCUUAUAGACGCUCCAAAGGCGAUGAACGCUACUGUCUGGACGGAUUCGGCACAGGUAUCCUGGGAGUACAGUGGCAAUAACGUUAAGGUCGCCCGCGGUGGAUGGAAAUUCCUAUGGAUCAAGAAAGAGUCAAUAUUACGCUGUCUCUGA
Molecule: messenger RNA, 2385 nt
Organism: Colletotrichum acutatum
Lineage: Eukaryota; Fungi; Ascomycota; Sordariomycetes; Glomerellales; Glomerellaceae
Exons: 8
Coding region: 1-2385 (794 amino acids)
Source: RefSeq, a predicted model, not a curated record